Dipodomys spectabilis (banner-tailed kangaroo rat) is the source of this 465-nucleotide messenger RNA. RefSeq names its product insulin like 3 (gene Insl3). The coding region runs from base 85 to 465 and encodes 126 amino acids. NCBI's taxonomy places the organism in Eukaryota, Metazoa, Chordata, Mammalia, Rodentia, Heteromyidae. The record is from RefSeq and is a predicted model, not a curated record. Gene Ontology annotation, cellular component: extracellular region. The transcript has a single exon. Gene Ontology annotation, biological process: adenylate cyclase-inhibiting G protein-coupled receptor signaling pathway. Gene Ontology annotation, molecular function: hormone activity; G protein-coupled receptor binding.
CAAGGCCGCGGCCCGCGCUCCUCGGCGCUAUAAAGGGCGCCGGGCCGCACUCGGCACCGAGCACCGCACACCCGGACCGGCGCCAUGCACCGCGGGCUGCUGCUGCUGCUGUUGCUACUGCUCCCGGCCCCGCGACCCGCACGCGCGGGCGCGCCGGCGGCGCGGGAGCGGCUGUGCGGGCACCGCCUGGUGCGCGAGCUCGUGCGCGUGUGCGGGGCCCCGCGCUGGUCCCCCGAGGCGGGUGGCGUCGGUGAGUGCGGGGGAGGGGAGGAGCGGGCCGGGGCGGCGGGCUGUCCCCGGCCCCCGCUGACCCCCGCAUCCACAGGGCAGCCGCUUCCGGAGCCCCGCGCGCCCGGUGUCCCCGAGCCCGGCCGCCGCCGCCGCCGCGCCGCCGCCGGCCUCCCGCACCGCUGCUGCGUCCUCGGCUGCGCCCCGGAGGACCUCGCGGGGUUCUGCCCGCGCUGA